CAACAUUGGCUAUUGACUACCAACAGACUACGGUCAGUACGAACCACCAAUGUUGUUAUAAUCAGUUGUGAAAAUACAACCGCUAAACGAAACCGAACUAGGGAAAAUAUUGAAGUUAUCGAAAUGACCACCGGAUAGAAAGCUCUGCAGUUCCCACACCCGCGUAGGCCGUGAAGAUGGCUGCCACGUCUGGUCUGUACCCACUGGAGUAUAUCAGGCCAAAGAAGUGGAUGGGGCCAGUAUGUAAUGUCGAAAACAUCCUGGCCGAUGCCAGCCCUGGCCCGUUCAAGAAGUACGAAUCCAUUACGAGGAGUAGUUUCGUCCCCUGGGCGAAUGAGGGUGGCAGAGUGUUUGCGCGAAAGGAAUACCAGACGCCGAGAAUGGCAACAGGAAUAAUGCCACAGAACAUCACCAACCCAGCUGUAGAAUAUACAGAGCGAUUGCUGCCAUAUCAUCCAAGAAUAAAGACCACUUCUUUACCGACUGAUGGUCCGUACCAGUUCUUACCAAGGAGACGAAAGCUUCCCAAGCCUCAUCCGGACCAAGGUGUAUUUUACUUCGCGCCGAAUGCUCCAUUCCACAGACACCGGGCAACCUCUGCAAGGGCAGGACUGCCAACUACCAGUGAAAGAUCGAUACUCCCAACUGCACCCAAAUCAGCAUGUGCUACAAAUGACUCUGAAAUAGCAUCACGUGACAUCAUGAGCGUAACCGGAAGGGACUAUUCAAGGCGGAAGUGGUUACAAGGUCCACACGGGGCGCUGACUGUGGGAGAAUUCGAUGGUGGUGCCCCCAUGCGGCCGGAUCUGAAGAUAAACGCGAGAUAUUUUUACACGCUCAAACGACAACAGCUGGUCACAUAGUGCCAAUGGACGAAUAGGGUUCCCAUGCCAUUGAUAAAUGGCAUGGGAACUUUUGAGAAAUCUUUUGAGAAAUCGUUCGCGGAGGUCUGCGAAUCUAGCAAGCGUAUGUUGCAAGUAAAUAUGUUUGGGGUUUGAUAGCGUAUCAGGGGCUGUUUCGGGCGGGGAAGAGCCUUCCUGGGGGUGGGGGUGGGGGCAAGAACACUUAUUGAAAUUGUUCGGCCCAAAUCAUGGUGAAAAACACAUUUUUGGUAGCUUGUGUACCAGGGGCAUCUGCCCCCUGCCCUCUGCUAGAUAGGCCCCUGUGUACAUCUGUGUGAAAAUAUUGUAAAUAGAUUAAGCGUAUAUGUAAGUGUAAAUAAAGUUUGAAUUGUUGCCUGAAAA
Molecule: messenger RNA, 1244 nt
Organism: Lineus longissimus
Lineage: Eukaryota; Metazoa; Nemertea; Pilidiophora; Heteronemertea; Lineidae
Exons: 6
Coding region: 177-863 (228 amino acids)
Source: RefSeq, a predicted model, not a curated record